Messenger RNA from Symbiodinium natans, 2397 nucleotides. Lineage: Eukaryota; Dinophyceae; Suessiales; Symbiodiniaceae. The record is from the annotation of a GenBank genome assembly.
AUGGCCCUGCAAUCCUCCGAUGACAUUCAUAACCUCCGGCCCCCAACCGGACAGGUUAUGAGCCCAAUGAUGCCAAUGGCGGAGGGCAUGGCAGGUGUUCGAGAUUCAGUUCCUGGACAAGCUGGUUUGCCGAGUGGGGAAAUGGGCAGACAUGGUGGAUAUGGAACACUGAAUCCGAUCCCGAGUCGGAGUGGAGCAAUGGGACCAUCGCCUUUGAUGAAUGGUGUGAAUCCUGCAGGAGUGGCUGCUUCUUUGGAUGGGCCAACGAUAACCGGAUCUGGCGAAGCGAGAACCGCACUGGGCGCGACGAACGAAACGACGAGGGUGGGUCUAGGGUCUAGGGUUGACAUAGGGCCAGCAGAACUGCAGCAGCAUCAGCAGACAGCAGUUCCUUCACACCCAGCCACAGCACCUCAGGCCCUGGGACCACCACUACCAGGUCCGAGCCCCUUCCAAGGUCGUCCUCAAGAACAGCCACAGCUCGCUUUGGAGGCACCACCUGCUAGAGAAGCCGCCAGGGUCCCUCAAGAACCAGAUGAUCAAUCCCUGCUGGCUAUGGUUCCUCGUCAAGGCCUACUACAACCGUCCCAAGAGGCCCGAAAUGCAAUGGCGCAGCUAGCUGAGCAACAGACAGCUCUCGUUGCAGCGGUCCAGUCUAGGGCCCGAAGGAUGUUGCAGGGGACAGGUGUGGAGCCGAGUGCUCAAGAUCCAGUUCAUAGCAGUGAAGAUCAUGUGGUUUGGUAUUCCAGGCUACGAGGACUUGUUCAGGGCGUGGUGAAUCCAGUGAUGGAGAGGGUCCAGGUGAUGAGGAGUCGUACUGCGAUGAGCUCACCCCAGGCCUGGCAGUCACCGACAACGACGCCCGAACCUCGUGAAACUGGAACUCCACUUAUGGAACCUGCCAUGCAGCAAGCCAUGCAGGAAUGGACACAGAGGACCUCUUUGUUGCAGCCAAGGCAAGAUCUGUUUGGAAGUCCUGCUGAGCACUCGUCGGGCGAAUCUGUCUCCCCUGAGAUGGUGCAAGAAGAGGUCAGGCGACAAGUUCAGAUUGCAAUCCAAGGACGAGAUGUCAAGGUGCACCAGCUUCAAUCGGAAAAUGACGAGUUGAAGAAACUGCUGCAUCAGGUGAUGGAAGCCGCCUCAAGACCGCAGGGGGUGGGUGAGGAGAUGACGAGAGCCGACCUGAGAGGCCGCUUGGGAUCUGGGGGCCUUGAACUUCCAGGUGUUCGAAGGGCAAGGGGAAGCGAUCGUCCUCAUCAACCAGAGGAACUACGGCCAAUUGGGGUGGAAAACGAAGCUGCAGGGCUGCUUGGUCCUCCCCCUGGAUUGGAUGGUGGUGGAUAUAGAGCUAGCUUCGUGAACAAUGAUGGUGGCAAUGUGGGUGGUGGUGCCCAGGGACAGGGCACAGGGAAACCGCCUACAGGGUUGAGCUCUGAUCUGCAAGGAGGGCAAGCCGUGGCGAGUGGAGGCGAGAACCUUGGCAAGAACGACACCCUUCCUGAAGCAGGUCGGAGCAGUGGUGGCGCUGGUGGCAUGGGAGGUGGAGGACCAAAGGACAAGGAGACCUCGACCCUUGAGCUUCUAGCACAUGGAAUUCAGCAGUUGCAGCAGAUGCAGAUGAAGAAGGAUGGCCAUGACCCUGAGCUCCUGAAGGGCAGUGUCGAAUUACCGAAGAUGCCGGAGCCCUACACAGAUAGCAGUUCAGUGGCCUUCCUGGAGUGGAUGUAUGAAGCGGGGCAACUCAUCGGCUCCCUGACGGAGAAAGCCUCUGGAUGGUGGGAGGCGAACUCCCAGUUGGCAGUGAACACCUACAAGGCCUACCAAGGUGAGUCGCCACUCCAAAAGUUGAAGAUCAGGGUGGGGGCGAACUCCUUUGUGGACGAUGAGAAAUGGUCAAGACUGGAACGAAGAGUCAUGACCUUACUGCUCCAGUCGAUGCAACCCCAAAUCAAGAACGAGGUGAUGAUGCUCCGGAUAGACAAGGUCAAGGAUUGUCUGUUCAAGCUCUACACCAUCUACACCCCGGGUGGAGCAAGUGAGAGGGCAUCAUUGAUCAAACAACUGGAGUACAUUGCGCCUCAAGACAGCCCAACGGAGCUCACCGCCAGCUUGAGGAAAUGGAAGAAGCUGGUCUCUCGAGCCUCAGAGAUGGGAGUGAACAUUCCCGAUGGCUCUGUGCUGAUGGUGGCGGUGGAGAAUGCGAUCAAGAAGGUUGUAAGUGGACAACCGGAUAUGGCCUUCAAGCUGAACAUGGCGAAGCAGGACCUCCAGCUCCCUUACCAGCCACAUAUCACCUCCGUCUUGACCUAUGUGGACCAUAUCCUGGAUGAGCUCCAACAGGUGAUCCCCAUUGCGCGCAACGACCCGAAGCUCAAGGGCAUGAAUGUGGAACCUUGA